CUCUCCGCAGGACGGUCCCGCGCCCUCCGCUGUGAAGAGCAAUGGCCGUGACUCUAGAGCAGGCCCGGCGGGUGGGCUAUGUCUGCCUGAAAGCACUCCUCAGGUUCGCUUUUAUGGUCGCCAAUAACCUGGUCGCUAUUCCGUCCUACGUCUUGUAUUUAAUUGUGCUGCAGCCCCUCCGAGUGUUGGAUAGUAAAAGCUUCUGGUAUAUCGAAGGAGUAUUAUUUAAGUGGCUUUUAGCUAUGGUGGCUUCCUGGGGCUGGUGGGCAGGAUAUACAGUAGUGGAAUGGGGUGAUGAUGUUAAAGCAGUGUCAGAAGAUGAAGCUAUGGUGCUGGUGAACCAUCAAGCAACGGGUGAUGUCUGCACUCUGAUGAUGUGCCUUCAGGAUAAAGGCACGGUUGUCCGUCAGAUGAUGUGGUUGAUGGAUCAUAUUUUUAAGUACACAAACUUUGGCAUUGUGUCUCUAAUCCAUGGAGACUUCUUUAUAAGACAGGGAAAAGCACAUCGUGACCAGCAGCUUGUGUUACUCAAGGAGCAUCUAGAAAAAUAUUACAGGAGCCGCAAUCGGAAAUGGAUUGUUUUAUUUCCAGAGGGUGGCUUUCUUCGGAAAAGAAGAGAAACAAGUCAGGCAUUUGCCAAGAAAAACAAUUUGCCAUUUCUUAAACACAUCACCCUACCAAGACUUGGGGCGACACAAGUAAUUCUGAAAACACUUGUAGCACCGCAAGAAAAUGGAACUCCAGCAGGUGGAGACUCUGUGAUAAAAGAGAGCAAAUCAAAAGGCCUCCAGUGGGUGAUAGACACAACCAUUGCGUAUCCCAAAGGUGAACCUAUAGACAUCCAAACUUGGAUUCUUGGCUACAGACAACCAACAGUUACGCAUGUACAUUACAGGAUUUUUCCAGUUAAAGAUGUACCUGCAGAGCCCGAAGCUCUUACACACUGGCUAUAUCAGCGAUUCAUUGAAAAGGAGGAUCUCCUGACACAUUUCUAUGAAACAGGAGCUUUUCCUCCACUGCAGGGUCAAACAAAAGCUGUUUCUCGGGAGAUGACCCUCAGCAACCUGUGGCUAGUCGGCAUACAAUCACUUGCGUUUUUGUCAGGCGGUAUGUGGUACUGCAUCUUUCAGUAUUUUUAUCAUUGCCUAUUUUAAAAGUGGAAUGGGACCUGAGGACACAGUGGGAAUCCAGGCUCUUGCAAAUGAAUAUCAUGUUGUAUGUGCAAAUGUGAAUAUUCAAGAGUAAAGGAAAAUACUGGACGGACUCUUACCUCUCUUUGGGGAAAUUUUAAACUCUGCUAAAAGUGAAGAUCAGUAACAUAGUGACCUGACGAUGUAUUAUUUUAAGAAUUGUCUGUAUUUUUAAAAAUGCAUAUCCUCACCCACACUUAAGCAAAUUCAGCAUUUGGACAAAAGGUGCAAUCGUACAACCACCGUAGAAGAAUGUCUGUGACAAGAAAGCUCUGUCACCACAAGUAUUUCUUGGCAUUGUAGUUAGAACUCCAAAAAUCCAGCAACUUGUCUCUUCAGUAGUCUGUGCAGCAUUGGUGUGGUAGAGUUUCCUCAUUUGCACAAACGUGUACUUCAUUGCAAUUCAUUGUGCUGGAGUCAAAGAUACUCGACGGAGCUGGUGGCGGUAUCUUCGCGGCCACGCAGUCAGCAGUUGUUGUGCUAGACACAUUGAUCUAAACCCAAGACCCAAACACGAUCCAGCGUCAGGUGUGUUUUGUGAGGAAUCGGUCCUCAAAAAAGCAUCGCAGCAUCUUGGUGUCAUUAAAAGCUGUCCACGUGUGAUGAAUCAGCCCAUCCCUGCUGUGGUCGUACCAUCAGCUCUCCAAAUUCUGUGUGCCACCAGUAUCUCGUAUUAUGAGGAAACUUGGAAAAUAUAAAGUCACUAGUUUUAUUUUCCAGUUUUUGUUCAGAAGGCAUCUCAGUGAUCAUUAUCAGUUUUCAAAAUGCACUUUCAAAGGUGAAAAUACAGUGAAGGAAAGACAUGAAAGUUAGGGAAUAGGAGAAAGCUUUAUUUGUCACACAUUGGAAGCAAUUGUAGCUGUUUCUGAAGGUCUGCUGGUGCUGCUGGUGAUUUUUAGCCACCUUUGUAUUUUGUAUACUGCAGUCCAACCAAGGUGACCUUUGAGUGGUUCAUAGAGGCCUUUUCUCUCCCCACUAGUUGCAACAGCACUAAAUAUAUUUGUGGGAGAGUUUAAAUAAUUCAAUGCCAACCAUCUUAAUGUUUUGUUAAGGAGUAUUAGAAGAAAAACUAGUUUCUUAAAAA
Molecule: messenger RNA, 2274 nt
Organism: Mesitornis unicolor (brown roatelo)
Lineage: Eukaryota; Metazoa; Chordata; Aves; Mesitornithiformes; Mesitornithidae
Gene: LPGAT1
Product: lysophosphatidylglycerol acyltransferase 1
Exons: 7
Coding region: 42-1154 (370 amino acids)
Cellular component (GO): endomembrane system
Molecular function (GO): acyltransferase activity
Source: RefSeq, a predicted model, not a curated record